Molecule: messenger RNA, 1432 nt
Organism: Amphimedon queenslandica
Lineage: Eukaryota; Metazoa; Porifera; Demospongiae; Haplosclerida; Niphatidae
Product: lissencephaly-1 homolog
Exons: 12
Coding region: 42-1289 (415 amino acids)
Molecular function (GO): protein binding
Source: RefSeq, a predicted model, not a curated record
ACGAGCCCCGCCUCCAGUUGCAAAAGCUUGUCUGUUAUAAAAUGGACGAGGAAGAGGUCUUCCUGUUGCUGGAGGGAUAUUUGAGGGAGAGAGGGUUCACGGAGACACUGAAGAGCCUUGAAAAGGAAAGUGGCAGACAUUUUAAAGAGAAGGAAGGACAUCAACUUGUACUUAAAACAGGUCAAUUGCAAGAGAUAUUAGAUGAUUUUGCUCAUAAAAGAAGAAUGGAAACUGAGAAAUCACUCUCCGUAGACCACCUGUUUGAGGAUGGUGAUGGUUCUUAUGCUGGUCUGUUGUGGAGUUCCUUGGACUAUCUAACAGAAGGUCACAAUGUCCUUGUAGUUCGACUAAUAGAAACUGGAGCGUUAGCUGUUGGGGGUUCAAAGGCUAUGCUAGUAUCGACCAGUAUCCCUCUGCCCCUCUCUUUGACCACACCUCCUCGUUCGGUUGUUUCUCAGACUCACAAGGUUUGCAAAGGUGCUGUUCUUUGCAUCGACUUUCAUCCAACGAAAAGAAACCUUGUCUUGUGUGGUAGCAUGGACCGGACUGCUUUUAUAUUGAACCUGUUCAAGAAAGAGGAGGAGGAGGAGGAACAAGAGGGUGGGGUCAUGGUUCAAUCAUUUACUGAUCACACAAAAUAUGUUGUACGGGCCCUGUGGUCUAGAACUGGUCAAUACUUUAUCACUGCUUCUUAUGACAAGACAGCCUGCCUUUAUAAUCUUCAGGGUGACUUGUAUCACAAAAAGAAAGUGUUCCAGUUCAAAGAUCCUGUAGAAGCUGUAGCUGUAUCUAAAUUGUCUGACGUGUUUGUUGUUGGAAUUAGAAAUGAUAAUCUCCUUCACAUCAUCGAUAUGACACUGGAUGAUCCUGUAGAAGUUCGACUGAUCAACAUGAAUGCUGUAGGAGAUGAUUAUGUCAGUUUCAAUCCAAUGCACAUUUCAUUCAGCCCGAGUGAAAGACACCUACUGAUAUCAACUGAUAAGGAUAGACUAAUACUCUACGACUGGUUGAGUGGUAAACUAGUGACUAAUCUUUAUGGGGCCACUAAUGAUGAGUUCAGUCAACCAAGACACUGCUGGCAUCCUAACGGACAAUAUGUGUAUGGGACGUCUCAAGAUAAGAGUAUUGUAGUUUGGGAGUUACGGAGUCAAAGGAUCGUCUCAAAAUUAACCGGCCAUGAAGGAAUAGUGAGGGACCUCCAUUAUUGCAAUGAGUUGGACUUGCUUGUGUCGUGCGGUUUCGAUGGGGCAGUUAAGUUAUGGAUAAAUAAAAGAAAAAUGGAAGAAUAAGAGAGAAUAAUAAUAAUAAUAAUAAUAAUAAUAAUAAUAAUAAUAAUAAUAAUGAUAUAAUAAUAAUAAUAAUCAUCAUAAUGAUAUAAUAAUAAUAUUGAUACAAUACUUCAUGAAUGGUAUACAAAUGGUUAAAUAUUCAA